Cordyceps fumosorosea ARSEF 2679 is the source of this 2736-nucleotide messenger RNA. Its product is annotated as transcription factor AbaA. Gene Ontology annotation, cellular component: transcription regulator complex. Gene Ontology annotation, molecular function: DNA-binding transcription factor activity, RNA polymerase II-specific; RNA polymerase II cis-regulatory region sequence-specific DNA binding. The record is from RefSeq and is a predicted model, not a curated record. NCBI's taxonomy places the organism in Eukaryota, Fungi, Ascomycota, Sordariomycetes, Hypocreales, Cordycipitaceae. The coding region runs from base 1 to 2736 and encodes 911 amino acids. The transcript is spliced from 2 exons. Gene Ontology annotation, biological process: regulation of transcription by RNA polymerase II.
AUGUCUUCACUAUACCCUCCCAGACCGAUGCUGUCAUCCCAGCGCUACCAUCAGGCGCCCCAAGACUAUGUCGAUACGCGCCGCAACAGCAUUCACCACCCUCAACCGCAGCCUGCCGCCGUCCGCGUUCCUCUGCGCGAGUCCAACGGCAAUGCCAAUGCCCAGGCGCAUAGCCUCAACGGCAUGAUCUCUUGCUAUCAAAGCCCCGUCGCCAUAUCCCCUUCCAUGCCGUUACCUCCUCAGCACAUCCAGGCUCCCAUGGUUCCCUCACAGUCCUUUGAUUGCCUCUACCGUGUGCCCACCCCUCGCCAGCCUCAGCCCCAGCCUCAGCAGCGCUAUCAGCGCAAGCCGCGAAGCGACAUCAACCCCCUCUACUUCUGGCCUGCUUUCCGCCAGUACCGCAACAGACAGGCGCACAAGGAUACCCAAAAGGACAAGGGUGGCGUAUGGCGCCGCCCGGAGCUCGAAGAUGCCUUCGUCGACUCUGUCUUGCUCAUGCCUCACAUGGGCCGCCGCAAGUUUUCCAUGGGCGGAAAGCUUCAUGGCCGUAACAUGCUGAUCAGCGAGUACAUCUUUACCCUCUGCAUUGCAAUUCUUGGCAGCAAGGAAAUCUUCCGCAUCGACAACAGCAAUGACAGCAUUGAGCAGAUGGGACGUAAGCAGGUCUCCAGCCACAUGCAGGUCGUCAAGAAGUUCUUUGAGGACCUGCGCUGCUUCCACUUCCUCUUCCCCUCGGAGGAGAAGAAGGAGCCCGGCUCGACCAACUCGGAAGACUACUACGACGAGGAGGAGCAGGAAUCCUUCAAGUCAAAUCCCAUCCUCACCGCCCUCGCCGAAGGUCGCGUGCCCGAGGUCAAGCCCAACUACGCCUACUUUUCUCAGCUGUUGGCCCUCCAGUCCUACAUUACCGUAAGGCCCAAGACGUGCGAGAUCUUUGUUUCGUCUUCCGACAUAAGAAUUCGCGACGAGAUUGCCUAUGACAUCCAUGAUACCCCCCUUGACCAGGCUUCUUUCCCCCACCUGAACAAGUACAACAACUGCGAUGACAGCCCAAACGUGCUCGGCAAGGAUGUGCUCCUUCAUGAGUACACCCGUUCACUCGAUCACUCCACUUCGGCGUCAGUCAAGGCUGUCACCCGCCGCUGGCAAAAGGACGCACCGGCAAUGUAUGAGAGCCUGGACCUGCCCUCGCGCGACGAGGAGUGCCUUCUCCUCGAGAUGUGCGCCACUCUGGAGCUGCACGAGCACGCCAAGUUCCCCUCCGGCUCCGAGCUGACGGGCUUCGUCGAGGUGGCCAUCACACAGCAAGCUCUGCAGAACCACCAGUGGAAGUGCGUCACGCGCCUAACGCGCCCUGCUGAGCUCCAUGGUGACGAGUCGGACCACACCACUGUCUACACCAACGAGAGCGGCAUUCACCGCCGCGGCUGCAGCGACUCCAAGCCCGACUGUGACUGCCACGCGCGCUCCCGACAGGACAUCCACGUGCCCUUCCCGGCCGUGGAGUGGGCCAGCAUUCUGAGCAUGGCCGUGCAGUACCCGGACACGGAACAUCAGCGCGCUCGGGAGAAGCGCGGCAAGACGGGCGCCGGAAGCAAGAAGCAUGAGCUGGAGCGCGCUGGAAGCAAGCGCAAGCGGUCCGAAGAUGAGGGCGACGCGGCUUCGUGGGCGCGCCGUGAGCCCACGGGCAGUGACCUCAUUUGCAAGGUGGCCAUGUACCAGGAGUUGUGGUCGCGGGCGCCCGACUCCCCGCAGUGGCAGCGUCAGGGCAUCAUCUUUUGGCGCUUCAACACGACGAACCAGUGGUACAAGUACGAGCCCGUCUUCAAGCCGGCCGGCACCUCGUGGCGCUGGCUCACCAUCAACGACCCCAUGUCGCGCUACCACCAGCAAAAGGCGCUCGUCUACCCGCCGGCAGGCGUUCCGCGCGACGCCAUCAUGUCGCCCACGCCCACCGUCGGCCAGCACCUGACGGCAGCGAUGAGCGAGACAUUUCACUCGGCCUGGGACCAGCACCAGCAUCAUGGCGGAAGUGGUGGCCCUGGUGGAAGCGGCAUGCCGCACGUGCCCACGCUGCAGACGUCAGGCAAUAGUAUGGGUCUGUUCGACUCGUUCUCGAACGGCCUGGCUACGCCGCCGCCAUCGGCUACGAUUCCCCCGGCGCCGUACUCGACCGGCAGUUUCGACUCGGGAGCCAUGGGUGCUGCCGGCUUCCUGCCAUCCAACGGCGGUGUGGCUCAUCACCAACCGCAGCAGGCUGACUCGCGCCACGGAUCGGUCAGCCUCGCUUCGGCCCCUUCGUACUUUGACGGUGUCAGCGGCGCGGUGUCCUUCGCCGAGGUGAAGCCCGCGCUGCCUGCUAUCGUCACCAACUACACUACCGCCGCCCCCGGCACCGGCACUGGCGUUUAUGAUGACUCGCCGUGUGAUACCACCAACCUGCAAGGCUGGGACAUGCCCUCGCUGGAUCCGUGGGCGGCGGCUGGCGGUGGCCCCACGCCGACAUCCUCGACGGGUGCGCCGCAGGACUGGCCCGGUCCGCAGCAGCAGGCGGGCAUCAAGAUGGAGCAGCAGCAUCAGCAGCAGCAUGCUGACCACCAGGGGAUGUGGGCGUCGCAACAGUGGGACGUCCCCGGCAGCGGGGGCGCCGGAUCGAACAGCAACGGCAGUCCCCGGCAGAUGAAGAGGCGCAGGACAGACGUGGAUGGCCAUGUGCCCGUGUCAGCUGGCUGGUAG